AUGUCAUAUGCUAUGAUGUUUUACUUACCUGGAUCAACCGUUGUCCUAAACACUGUUGUUGAAAACGGCAAAGGUGCCCUGGUAGUUGUUAUAACCGUUGUCGUAGACCCUACAGUCAUCGGUGCUGACAUGGUCGUCGUUGUGGACAUCGUCUCUGGUAAAGUGGAAGCCGACGUAGCUGUAGUAAGUACAGUGGACUCAUAA
Molecule: messenger RNA, 204 nt
Organism: Haemonchus placei
Lineage: Eukaryota; Metazoa; Nematoda; Chromadorea; Rhabditida; Trichostrongylidae
Source: the annotation of a GenBank genome assembly